UUUGCUGUAACUUUGUAGGAGAAGAGAAGACCCCAGGAGGAGGAGGUUUAUGUGUAUUGGAGUUUCGCCAGACUAUCAGAGAGAGAGAGAGAGAGAGAAUCCAUGAACGACUGGAACAAUGAAGGGAAUCUCUUUCCUAGAGAUAGAGAGGCUGAUGGGAUUUGCGGAGCCGUGGACACACUUGAGGGCUUUCGGUCGCGUGACACAACUGGAAACCGGGUCACACGCAUGGAUGUUAAUUGCAAUAGCCGAUUUCAUCCUUCCAUCCCCGAUACUAAAGGUAGAGGGUAGUUGCCAAUUUUCGAUGCCUCCGAGACGUGGAAUCCCCCGCAUGCUUGCCAUUGGCGGUUCGAUCUUCUUUGUCGGGAAACUUGGCAUUUCUGCCGAUAACGAAACGAAGUUCGUCGAAGACUAUAGAGGGGGAUGGAUUCCUUAG
Molecule: messenger RNA, 436 nt
Organism: Heterotrigona itama
Lineage: Eukaryota; Metazoa; Arthropoda; Insecta; Hymenoptera; Apidae
Source: the annotation of a GenBank genome assembly